GAACAAUAGGGCGACCACGUUUUCCCCAGUUCCCCCUUCUGCAACAAGAGGUCCAUGACCAUACUCUCUCUCUCUCUGCCUGGGGCUCUGGCAAGAACUUGGCUCCUUUCAGGCGGCAUCCGGAGCGGGCCUCUCGUCUUAAUUGGGCUCGAUCUUGGGAGACCAUCUUUGAUCGGGCUUUGUGCGUCGCGCAACUACAGGGUCCUCGCCUGUGCUCGCGUGGUUUUCACGCGAGGCGAUACACAUCUGACCCGAUUUACCCGAGGCUCGGUGCUCAGCAGACGGCUCGUAUCGAAACUUUCCACAACCCUAUAGUUUUUUUGCUUUGCCAACUCCUCUUGGUAGCAUCUCCGAAGUUACGCCCUCGGUCUUUGUAAGAUCAUCUCGGUCGUUACCUCCUGGGGCAGGGCUGUGCUGUCCUGCGGUGCAUCACUGAUCCCGAGAGAGUAUACAUUACAUAGGCUCGUGCACACCAAUUUCAAAACAUGUUGCUAUCCUAUGGAGACAACGCUGUUCUCGGUACCUAAUCCUAUGCGCUGCCUGGGCUACCCACUCGUUUCUGUGAAGAUCCCCUGCUUGAUCAGCUCUGCAACCGCAGCGGUGACAUCCGCUCUGAGGUCAUGUCGCCAGAUUGGGCCCAAAACUCCUUGAAAAUGACUUUGCAUGUCGUUUUUCUGGUACCCGGGAAGCCCGCAGCGCUCAUAAUGAAGUCCGGCUGCAAAACUUCGAUUCCAGACCAUCUCAGCACGCGGUCGACGGAUGCAGUCGUAAACAGCCAGAAUGGACUGUAUGUCACGUGUUUCAGCAUGUCGCUUGAAUGACGGAGUCUCGUUGACUGACCUGCAGAUUGGAGAGAGUCGUCUGAGGGUGACCGAGCAACUUGCAGAGAAGAAAAACGUCCUCGAAUCCUUGUCCAACUCCCGAGCCGAGAUGCGGACACAUGGCGUGGGCCUGAAAAUCUUCCGAAUCAGCCCAGAAUAGCCGAAGAAGGGACGCAUACUGCAUCUCCGACCAGGACGACUCUGUCUCGCGAGUAUCUGUCCAGCGGUUUCAAAUGAUGGAUGAACCAUUUGCUCGGCUUCUCCAUGUGUUGGACGAUCGUCUGCACGUCAGGGCCCCAGUCUGCAUAUUGGUCGACGAGCUCUUGCUGAGGCACCCGCUGAACCCACGAUCCGGCGACUUGGACAGAUCCGACCGGAACGCCAGUUUCGGUAACAAAAGCCACGACGUUGAUCUACAUAAGCAGUUGAGACGAGGGCAGUCCGAUAAAGGCGUGUCUACCUUUGUGCGCUUUUGGAUGGGGAAAGCGAUGAUGUGCUUACACGGGUUUCAGCGAUCCCACAACACACGUGUCGGAGCUGGCCUUGACCUACCUUGCCAAUGCCCACGAAGUUGAACGUGCGGCUGAUCAGAUCUGUUCUCACGCCGGCUCCUUUCAAGACAUCCCAGGGAACAACUGCUCGAUAUGCAACCGUAUUUGUGAAUUCGAGCGCUUCCUUGUUAUCUUUCCCAGUCACGAAGGUCCUGGAUGAACUGUGGAUGCCGUCUGCUCCAAUAACCAGAUCAGCUUCGUGUGUAGUGCCGUCCGAGAAGUGGAUAGCGUAGGCGGAUGUUCCAGGGAUUGUGGAGAUGGAUGUGAGCCGUUUCUUGAAAUGCAUGUGGCUGGGAUCAGGAAUUAAAGGCAACACCGCGUCAAGAAAUGUCGGCCUGAAUAUGUUGAGCUGUUUAAUUUGACAUGCGCGUGAAUUCAGACAGACCUGUAAAUGCCAACACCUCCAUCCUGAGCUCCGCAGUCAGGCUGUAAUAGUUUCCAGUCUCAAGUCUUGUCAACGGGCGAUUACGCACGCUAUCCCGGUAGUCGUACAGCACUUGAUGGUCGCCAGGGCCAGAAACGAACAGCAUCCUACGAUCCGUGUGCUCAGAUGCUUCGAGGAGAUUCAUGAUUGAGCUGAGAAUCCCAAGGUCAUCCAGAGCUCGCAAGGCAUUUGGUCCUGCCAGGACCUCAGAAGUGGGUUUGAAAGCCGGGUAGAAGAGAGCACGAACCGAGACCGACACCAGCCCCGACUUCUUCGAACUUGGCCUAAAAGCAGUGAGACGAAUUUUACUCCCAUCGGCACAGAGUCUCUACGCACAGUAGCUUCAAAUAGAUCGGCAUGGAUGCCUGCGCGCGCCAAACCGACGGCACAGGCUAGCCCACACAUCCCACCGCCGAUAAUGGCCACCCGGAAGUCCUUGCUAGCUUGGACUGGAGAUUCCGCAUAAGAGUCCAUUAGAGCAAUGGCAAGAUGCGUGGAAGAGUGUGCUCGGUUUACUGCGCCUUGGCUGUUCCGACCCCCAAGUUCUCGGCACCACUGUGCCGAGGAUACAAAUAGCCCAUUUCGCACACGUGAAACUGGCCGAUUUCAUAGAGUACUUUGAGGAUGAAUCACAGGCUGUGGUCGGAUGAGGUGUCUCAGGAUGUAAGGGAAUGUUGCAGUCAAUUGACUCGAAGUGCUUGAGCAAAGGUGGACGAGAUCUGGCGGAUGAGCUGAGUCCGCAAGACACCGAGGAAGAAUAUGGGAACCAUCGGUGUGAGUUAUUUCUUGCAGCCUACUUGGCUAUCUUCAAGCAUAUUAGAGUCGCAAAGCUGAUCAGGCAUGAGUUACAGCGCCGCGGCAGUCAUCACGCGCAAGGCUUCGGGCUCUUCACGUGACCGUGUAACUCGAUCAUAACUGGGCCAAACACUACAUCACUAUAAAUUUUUGUCUCGAAAAUGUAGGAUCAUUGCGUCCUUCUUCCACUGUAAGUACCUCAUCUCCUCUCGAUCUCUUCCCUCCUUUCAUGUGAUGACUUUAUUCUCUUCCCCGUCUUACACGACCAUGCCGAGACACAGAGACGUCUGUUCGCAACAGACUCGUGUCCUUCGGGGCACACAGUGUACUUGCCAGUGCCAUUUCGUCUGAUCUCCUGCUUAUAUCUUCGCGAUUUCGAGCCCUAUGCUAACUGCAUUCCUAUUCAGUGUUCCCCCGCCUGGCUUCCGUCCUCUUCUCGGGCCAUUUGUUUUCUAUGCUCUUUUUCCACUUAAGUGUCAGUUGUGCUCCGUCCUGUUUAUAUUCCCCCUCCAUACCACGUUGAACCCAAAAGGCGUUGGUCGAGCUGUGGGCUGCCUUGCGGUACGCUGGCAGGUUCGGAGUUGGCACGAUGAGAGUCUAACGACCUUCCUUUGGAUGUCCCAAGACUGGUUUUAUGCUAAUCAUGGGUCAAGUAGCAGUAGUACAUGUGUGAUAGUUUGUACGAGUAUUGAAUCGAACAUAGUCUACUCAAAUAUUGUGGGCGUCGUCUGCUGUCUGCUCCGAUGUCUCGUCAGCAAAAUACAUUCUUGGAGGUAGUGUUCGUUGUGAAAGUUCCCUUCUAACCCGGGGAUCGAAGCGAGUGGGUGCUGAUAUGGAUGAUGUAUAUCUUGUAAUAGGAGGUAGGCCGAGGCUUUGUCUGACUUCUGUCCAUCUUCCAGGCAUUGUGUGGAUAGGUUGAUGUAGUCUUGACGUGUGCAAGUGUACGAGGAUAGAUACCAGACUUGUCAGGGUCAGGACUAAUGCGAGCACGAUGACGAUAACGGGUGUGUGGACGUGGUGAUUGAGUUUAUGCAUCGUGUUGUGUGCGACGAGCGGAGUGGCGGGAUCCGGAUUAGAACCCAAAGUCGCCGCGGACAGCGCGCUAUGGCGUGCAGGUGAUGGCAAAUGGCGAAGACGCGUCUGUCACUUAAGUCACGAUGCUGGCUCUCGCUUCGGUCUACUUUUCCACAGCCAGACUGCAUGCUCGCCCGACUCGCUCGGCAGCGGAUCUCUCGUCCUCUGAAUUCCUCUGUGCCAUGUCCUCGAAGAUGGGCGAGCGACAAGGCACCGCCGCCGCAACUGAGAAGUAGUUUCGAUUCAGCCCCACGGGUGCGAGCGAAGCCCGCUGCCUCCGACUCUAUGAAGUACGACACUGCGGCAUUCGACCCCCCUGCCUGGUUCGCGUACUCGCCCUGGUCUAGUCAAUUUGUUGGUGGGAUGCAGGGGAGAGUCAUGAUCCAGAGUCUGUUGUACGCAUUGCUCAUCGUGGCCGCGACCAACUAUAUCGACUCCGAGCUGUUCCCUUCCAUCCAAUCUGAUGUUGCGAAAUACGCGUCACCACACGAACUUAAGCUCGCCAUCAUAUCGCUUCAACAGGCAUUCCCGGAAGAGGGGAGGGUAGACACGAACCCCGAAGUGUUGAAGAGCGCAGGAUCAUCUGACAAUUCGUACCAUCCUGCCGCUCCUCAUUCAGUUCUCGUCCGACCGCAAUCCACGGAGGAUGUCGUCAAGGUCGUCAAGAUCGCGCGCAAGUUCAAGGUCCCAAUCAUACCGUCUUCGGGGGCGACAAGUCUCGAGGGACAUUUCUCUGGUCACCCUAGCGGCAGCAUCUGUUUGGAUAUGUCCGGAAUGGACCAGAUUCUUCAAAUCAAUGUGGAUGAUUCCGAUUUGAUAUGUCAAGCUGGAGCCCGCUGGGAAGAUAUCAACCAAACACUCAAGGAGAAGGGUAUCCCGCUGUUCUUUCCCGUGCGUUCAUUUGUUUGGUCUAUCGGAUGGAGUAAUAAUGCCUGGAAGCUCGAUCCGGGUCCUGGUGCUACCAUCGGAGGCAUGGUGGGAACCGGAUGCAGCGGCACUAACGCAGUCAGAUACGGCACAGCUAAGGCUGAAUGGUUCCUGAAUCUCACGGUUGUGCUUCCUAACGGAGAAGUGAUCAAAACUCGCAGAAGAAGUCGGAAAUCGUCUGCUGGCUGGGAUACGACAAAGCUUUUCAUUGGGGCUGAAGGGACACUCGGAAUUGUUACGGAGGCGACAUUACGACUGGCGCCUGCCCUCCCGACGAAAGUGGCUAUGGCCCAAUUCCCAGACGUGGGCAAGGCUGUGAAUGCGGUUCAAGAGAUCCUCAAUUCUGCCUACGGAUCCCACGUUCAGUGUGUCGAGCUUUUGGACAAUCAUAUGAUGGAUGCUAUCAACAAAGGUGGCCUCGUUGACAAGCCAUAUCCCGUCACGGACACUCUCUUUCUCAAGCUGCAAGGGGACGAUGCUGCCAUCAAACUUACUUCGAAGACCAUCCAAGCGAUCGUUAAAAAACACGGCAGCAGCAAAUUCGAGUUUGCAGCGACCGACGCUGAAGCGGAUAGCCUUUGGCAGAAUCGCAAGUAUGCUCUCAUGUCAACACUGGCUGCAUAUCCCGGAAGCAAGUGCUGGACGACUGAUGUCUGCGUUCCCGUCUCGAAUCUUCCACGACUCGUCCUCGAAAGCAAGAGAGAUCUAGCAAAUGCUGGGCUUCGCAGCACGAUUGUUGGACAUGUCGGAGACGGAAACUUCCAUGCGCUGAUUCUGUUCGAAGACGACAAGGAGUUGGAAAAGAUCUGGACGGAACUUGUGAGCCCAUCGCUCUUGAAGGAGUUGUACGCUGAAGCUUUCUCGCAAGGCACCGGAGAACAUGGUGUCGGGGUUGGGAAAAAGGAGUAUCUGACUGAGGAGCUUGGGGAAGGCACCGUGGCCCUCAUGAGGCAAGUCAAGAAAGCCAUCGACCCAGAUGACAUCAUGAAUCCUGGCAAGCUUUUGCCAGAUGAGAAGAGAGCUUGAGCUUGAUAGAAUAGUGAACAUCCGGUCGAUUAUCUGAUGUUUACGGACUGCGAGAAUCAAUUUCGCUCCAACUAUUUCAAGUAAACACUCGAAUCGGAGAUGCACAAUAUUCACUCGGGUGAUAUCCAACCCAGUCGGUCGACAGUGAGCUCCAGCAGGUGACCCGUAAGCGCAAUGUAUGUAUCGGUAUGGCAGUUCUACUGUUACUUGGCUGCAGCCGGAUUACUCUGUUUCCUCUUCUUUUUCUUGCGAGCCGCGUUGCUUUCUGGCACCGUCGAGGCACCGGCUGCAAGAUUAGGCAUGACGGCAUCGUCUUCGCGUGGUCGUUUCUUCUCGUUCUUGUUUUGAGGCUCUCCUGGGCUCUCUUCCAUCGCAACUUCCGGUGCGCUGAAACCUUCUGGUACGACCAGGACGGGUUCGCUAAAGACGGCCCGAUAUGUCUGCCGCGUUUCUGUCAACAAGAGUCAUUCGUAACAGAUUCCAGACAGGGUAAAUGGUGACGAACGGGCGCGUAGUACGAGGGACUUGGGAGACUUGGUGCACGCGCUAUGGGCGGCGUCUUGAGGCAUGUCCAAGAGAGUGAUCCUAUGAUCUAUGAGAUGAGCGAGAUAAGUCGAUGCCCAAGCUGCCCGCACAGGUUCGCAACAUCUCUCGGAGCACGCAGAUCGGCCUCGGCCACGACUCCACCACUGACAAUGAUCCCCUUCCCUUUGGAGACGCGUACGAUCUCCUUGGCCGUCGCCCACCAGUUGCGUUUCGCCUGAGGGCCAGUCUCAGCGUACCCUGCCUCGGAGACGACUGGCUCGUGCUCGCCACCCAGUGCCCCGACGUAGUUGAUCUCAAAUACCGCGCCAUUCUUGAUUGCAGUGCGCACAAGCGUGUGCUUCAUCCGGAAGUCAAGCCGUAGCGUGAGCGGUAGGCAGAUGAUGUGCGCCGUCAGCGCGGAGGGUAGGCUGUGUGUGAGGCACGCAAGUGAAAAGGUCGCUUGAUUAGUUGGAACCAGCGCGAUGAGGUCGUAUGAUUUGAAGAGCGGCGCAUUUGUGGGUAUCUGUGCCCCGAUGAACGAUACAUGCUGUGGAUUGGGGACCAACUAACCAAUCCGAACCCUUUCUCGCUGUCCUGGUCCAAUAUGAUCGUCAGGCGUUUGAGGAAUACAACUCCAGUGCGUUUCUUGAGGCUAGAUACAAGACUGUCCAUGGUAUUGACGUGUGUCUUGGGCACAACAGCACUUAGCACAGUCUGAUUGAAGGCAAUAACCGUGUAUCCCACUAAUCGAGUCAAUGCAUAACCAGACAGCCACAGUAACGAGGUACACACGAUGUACCAACAGAUCUACCCGUUCCUCUAUGGAAGAUAUCUGAGCUGGAGAAUACGAUACAUCGCUCAAUUGCUGAGGCUGUUUGCCUUUAUUCUUCUUCGAGGAUGCGUGAGUCAGUUGUGUCGCGUGUGUGACCGGUACGUUGAGAUCGAAAAACAUGAAUAGUGGGUGCUCCGCUUGGAUAAACAAACCAAAUCUUUCUCCGCAAAUGGCACGGGGAAAGAUUUUUCGAACUCAGCGGAAAAGGAAAAGGAGAUCGCUGGCUUAUUGAUUGACAGCUUGCACGGACAGCCACCCUCCCUGAUUUACCUCACCCCCGCAGACGGCAUCAAUGAAUUCAGACUUGCGUCCGAGUUUCCCUUCGACCGCUGUACAGCGGGGGACCAGUUGGUGUGGAUACAAGGAGCUCCAAUUCCUCAUUGUCUUCGGAGACUCAUACUCGGACGUUGGUUUCCGACAUCGAGUCGGAUGCCCUAUCCCAAGUGACGAUGAGCCCUUGGGAGUGGAGUUCCCAGGCGUGACGUACGCGGAGCAAGGCGAGCCGAACUGGAUCGGCCAUCUAGUGACCAACUACGCGCUUGGCGAACACCAGCUACUGGUGUACGAUUACGCUGAGGGUGCGUCGAAGGUGUAUGAUGUCAAGAGGCAGAUCGAGAGUUCUUUCGUGAGGCAUAUCGCUGAGAGACCUGCCUGGGCGCCCUGGGAUGGCAACAAUUCCCUUUUCGUGACAUGGGUUGGAAUCAACGAUUCAGCUUUCUCUUACGUUCGUGAACCGGAGGAAACCUGCAUCGACUUGUGGGAGAAGUUGCUCCACGCUCAGGAGACGUUAUACGCUUCAGGCGCCCGAAAUUUCCUUUUCAUCAAUGUGCCACCGAUGGAUCGAUCUCCAGCCAAAAUCAGACGACGAAACUACGUUGCCUGGAAUACGGAAUUGUAUAACGCCGUGCCACGAUUCGCAAAGGCCCAUCCUGAUGCGACUGUAUUCAUCUACUCUGCUUGGGACACGUUCAACGCCCUGCUCGAUGACCCCGUUGGUCACGGCUUCGAGGUUGACGAUGUUCAGAACUCUGAAAGCUCUAUCUGGGUGGAUAGCUUGCAUCCAACCAGCCAUGUCUAUGACUUUGUGGCGCGAGACGUGUCGAUGUUUCUUGGUGCUCAGGGUGCUUCGUAAUUCAGGACGCUCGCUCAAUUUGGACAUUUUUCAUCUGGGUUGUAUAGAACAUUGAUUUUAGGGAUUUGGAUAUCUAGGGUAAAUGUUGUACAUAUGUCUCCGGCCAUGUACUUAUAGGCGUCUGACGCUCAGUUCCGGAAACUGAUUACAGUUUUGUUACAACAACUGUGUCACGGCUAUGUACAGAAUACGAUAUUCGUCCAUUGUCAAAUUGUCGACCCAGUUUUUUAGCUGAAGAGUCCCUUCACUCUUGCUUGGACAAUUUUUUCAUCGAGCUGGAGGGUUUUGAUUCCUGUCUUGCCUGCUCGCCACGACUCGACCAUUGCUUUUGCUUCGACUGGGUGGAUGCUGGGAUCUUUGGUCCCGACUGUGAGG
Mycena citricolor is the source of this 8482-nucleotide messenger RNA. The record is from the annotation of a GenBank genome assembly. NCBI's taxonomy places the organism in Eukaryota, Fungi, Basidiomycota, Agaricomycetes, Agaricales, Mycenaceae.